Linum tenue is the source of this 348-nucleotide messenger RNA. The record is from the annotation of a GenBank genome assembly. Lineage: Eukaryota; Viridiplantae; Streptophyta; Magnoliopsida; Malpighiales; Linaceae.
AUGACGCCGCGCUCUUGUGACUCAAGGGCUCCGCCUCCGCCGCGCCAAAUCUCAACUUCCCCAUCUCCUCCUACUCCCACCACCACCGCAACACCUUCACCAACCCACCCAUGUCCCCCAAAUCCAUCCAAAGAAUCGCCGCCGCCGCCACAUUCUCCGCUCCCGAACACCCAAAUCCUCUCCCGUUACCGCCGCAGUUCCAGCCUCUCGACAACAACUAUUAUGAUUAUGUUCAUCAGAGUGUUGAUCCUACUGAGCGUCGCAUUGUCGACAUCUUCUCGAUCUCGUCGUGGCAAGGGUUCGACGAAUUCGACCAGCAGCAACAACGUCACGGCGACGAACAACUAA